AUGAUAAAUCACACAGCAAUAACAACAUUCAUCUUACUGGGACUUACAGAUGACCCACAACUGCAAAUUCUGAUUUUUAUCUUUUUAUUCUUGACCUAUGUUCUGAGCAUAACUGGUAAUCUGACUAUUAUCAUUCUCACCCUGACGGAUUCCCAUCUUAAAACACCUAUGUAUUUUUUUCUCCGAAACUUCUCCUUCUUAGAAAUCUCAUUCACAACAGUCUGUGUUCCCAGAUUCCUCUACAGUAUAUCAACUCGGGAUAAUACCAUAACUUACAAUGCUUGUGCCAGUCAAAUAUUUUUUAUUGGCCUCUUUGGGGCCACGGAGUUUUUCCUCCUGGCCGCCAUGUCCUAUGAUCGUUAUGUGGCCAUCUGCAAACCCCUGCAUUACAUCACCGUCAUGAACCACAGAGUCUGUGCCACGCUCGUCUUCUGUUGCUGGAUCUCCGGGUUGGUGAUCAUCAUCACGCCUCUCGGCAUGGGCCUCCAGCUGGAGUUCUGCGACUCCAAUGUCAUUGAUCAUUUUGGCUGUGACGCAUCUCCUCUUUUUAAGAUCUCGUGCUCAGAUACGUGGUUUCUAGAGCAGACUGUUAUUAUUUGUGCCGUGUUUACUUUCAUCAUCACACUGAUAGGUGUGAGUCUUUCCUACAUCAAUAUUGUUAGGACAAUUCUCAGAUUCCCUUCUGCUCAGCAAAGAAAGAAAGCUUUUUCCACCUGCUCCUCCCACAUGAUUGUGGUUUCCAUCACCUAUGGGAGCUGCAUCUUCAUCUACAUCAAGCCUUCAGCCAAAGAACAGGUGGACAUCAAUAAAGGGGUCUUUGUGCUCACUACAUCGGUUGCCCCUUUGUUAAAUCCAUUUAUUUAUACCUUGAGGAACAAGCAAGUGAAACAAGCUUUCAAUGACACAAUCAAAAAAAUUGCCUUUAUCUUACAUAAGUAA
Sciurus carolinensis (gray squirrel) is the source of this 939-nucleotide messenger RNA. RefSeq names its product olfactory receptor 6C2-like. Gene Ontology annotation, biological process: G protein-coupled receptor signaling pathway. NCBI's taxonomy places the organism in Eukaryota, Metazoa, Chordata, Mammalia, Rodentia, Sciuridae. Gene Ontology annotation, cellular component: membrane. Gene Ontology annotation, molecular function: olfactory receptor activity; G protein-coupled receptor activity. The transcript has a single exon. The record is from RefSeq and is a predicted model, not a curated record. Bases 1 to 939 code for a protein of 312 amino acids.